CUGCCCGGGCUGGCUUUGAACCAUGAUCCUCAGGUCUCAGCCUCCUGAGUAGCUGGGAUUACAGGCAUGCACCACAGCGCUUGGCCACCAUUGAACUGCAUUGUCUCCAGAUAUGCAAAUGCUCCCUGGACUGUCCUGCCCCUCUUCUCUCCCCACAACUGAGGGUGAGUCACCCUAUCUCCAAGCCCGUGGCACCCCUGGGGUACAAAAGUUCAGAGGCUGCUGGCAGCAGCCUCAGCGUCACUCAGCGUCAGCAGGAGAGAGAGGAGUCUGGAGAGAGCGAGGGAGAGCAACAUGGCUGCGGGACCAGCUCCUGCGACUGGAGAUGACACUCUAAGGAGGCGGAUCGAGCCCUGGGAGUUCGAAGCGUUCUUCAACCCCCAGGAGCUGCGCAGGGAGGCGUGUCUGCUGUACCAGAUCACCUGGAGCAGCCACAAGGUGUGGAGAGAGACCGCCAAGAACACGGCGGACAGUCACGUGGAAGUGAACUUCAUCAAAAACCUGACCUCGGGGAGGUACUGCCGACCGUCCACCCGCUGCUCAAUUCUCUGGUUCCUGUCCUGGAGUCCUUGUUCCUCCUGUUCGAAAGCCAUCAAGCUGUUCCUCAGCCAGCACCCCGGUGUGUCUCUGGUCAUCCAUGUCGCCCGGCUUUUCCAGCACGUGGAUCCUCAAAAUCGCCGAGGGCUCCGGGAACUCAUUCACAGUGGGGUCACCAUCCAGGUGAUGAGGCCCCAAGAGUAUGAUUACUGCUGGAAGAAUUUUGUCAACUACCCCCCUGGGCAGGAAGAGCAUUGGCCAAGAUACCCCGUCCAGUGCAUGGCGCUCUACAAUUUGGAACUCUACUGCAUUAUUCAUAAUCUUCCACCCUGUGUACGGAUUUCAAAACAACGUCAAAGCCAGCUUACAUUUUUCUCACUUCGGCUUGAGAAUAUCCACUAUCAGAGGAUCCCGCCUCCGCUUCUUUUGCUGACGGGUGGUCCAUUGGAGAUAAGAGUUUCAUGGAGUUUCCUGCCCGGGCUGGCUUUGAACCAGGAUCUGCAUCUCUCAGCAUCCUGAGAAGCUGAGAUUACAGGCGGGAGCUACCAGUCUCUUGUGUCAAAACAAACCCCCCCCCCAAUAGAAAAGUUCCUCUCCAGCCGUAUCCCCGAUUGUAUCAUUUUCUGCCAUCUCUCCUAAUUACCCCACAGCUUCCCGUCUGAAAAUAAUAAAUAUUUAUUAUGGUUUGCAGUGUGUCA
This is a messenger RNA of Dipodomys spectabilis (banner-tailed kangaroo rat), 1235 nucleotides long. It is a transcript of the gene Apobec1, whose product is annotated as apolipoprotein B mRNA editing enzyme catalytic subunit 1. Gene Ontology annotation, biological process: cytidine to uridine editing. The record is from RefSeq and is a predicted model, not a curated record. Gene Ontology annotation, molecular function: zinc ion binding; cytidine deaminase activity; RNA binding. The coding region runs from base 295 to 1056 and encodes 253 amino acids. The transcript is spliced from 6 exons. Gene Ontology annotation, cellular component: nucleus; cytoplasm. NCBI's taxonomy places the organism in Eukaryota, Metazoa, Chordata, Mammalia, Rodentia, Heteromyidae.